This is a messenger RNA of Leptopilina heterotoma, 776 nucleotides long. It is a transcript of the gene MCTS1, whose product is annotated as malignant T-cell-amplified sequence 1 homolog. Gene Ontology annotation, biological process: formation of translation preinitiation complex. Gene Ontology annotation, molecular function: RNA binding. NCBI's taxonomy places the organism in Eukaryota, Metazoa, Arthropoda, Insecta, Hymenoptera, Figitidae. The coding region runs from base 167 to 715 and encodes 182 amino acids. The transcript has 6 exons. The record is from RefSeq and is a predicted model, not a curated record.
GGUUCGGCAAAUAAAAACAUAACCUAUAAAGCACCAGUUCAUCAUCAAUAAUAGAAAAUACAUAAAGUUAAAAUUGUUUUUCCGGCAAUAUUUUUAUAUAAAAAAGUUUUUAUAAUACUUUAAUAUCUAACUAGAAUUUUCGAUUUAUCAUUUUUUUAAGGGGAAAAUGUUCAAAAAAUUUGAUGAAAAAGAUAGUGUUUCUGGAGUACAACAGCUAAAAUCUUCUGUUCAGAAAGGAAUUCGAUCCAAAUUAUUGGAACUCUAUCCUCAUUUAGAAGGUUUCUCGGAUCAAAUUAUUCCCAAGAAGGACUCAUUCAGAAUUGUAAAAUGUCAUGAUCAUAUAGAAAUAAUGGUAAAUGGUUCAGGAGAAUUGUUAUUUUUCCGUCAACGAGAAGGUCCUUGGUUACCAACUUUAAGACUCUUGCACAAAUAUCCUUUCUUUCUUCCAAAGCAACAAGUGGACAAGGGAGCAAUUCGCUUUGUUCUCAGUGGAGCAAACAUUAUGUGUCCUGGUCUAACUUCAAAAGGUGCACAAAUGACACCAGUUCCAAAAGGAACGGUGGUUGCAGUAAUGGCUGAGGGCAAACAGCAUGCUCUUGCUGUUGGAAUUACCACAUUAUCAACUGAAGACAUAGCCAAAGUUAAUAAAGGAGUAGGCGUCGAAAAUUGUCACUAUCUAAACGAUGGACUUUGGCAAAUGAAGGCUGUGAAGUAAAUGAAUUUGUACUACCGAAAAUUUCAGAAGAUUAAUAAAAUUUUUUUAUUUUGAAAUUGUA